Platichthys flesus (European flounder) is the source of this 6324-nucleotide messenger RNA. It is a transcript of the gene astn1, whose product is annotated as astrotactin 1. Gene Ontology annotation, biological process: neuron migration; neuron cell-cell adhesion. The transcript has 24 exons. Lineage: Eukaryota; Metazoa; Chordata; Actinopteri; Pleuronectiformes; Pleuronectidae. The coding region runs from base 49 to 4017 and encodes 1322 amino acids. Gene Ontology annotation, molecular function: protein binding. The record is from RefSeq and is a predicted model, not a curated record.
CAGCGAAUCAAGCAGCGCGGAGGGGAAGAGGAACGCGGAGCGACGGAGAUGGCGAGCAUCAGUAACAUGGGGCCGAGACCAAAGCUGCUGCUGCCGGGGCUGCUGUGGCUGCUCCUGGCCGUCCACAUCGCCAGCGUCCGCUGUCUGAACGGCGACGAGGACCAGAACCAGGACACCGAGUGCAAGAUGAAGAGCGUCACCGUGUCGGCGCUGCCUUUCCUGCGGGAGAACGACCUGAGCAUCAUGCACAGUCCGUCGGCCUCCGAGCCCAAGCUGCUGUUCUCCGUGCGGAACGAUUUUCCCGGGGACGUCGUGGUGGUGGACGACCUGGAGAACACCGAGCUGCCCUUCUUCGUCCUGGAGAUCUCCGGGAACUCAGAAGACAUCCCCCUGGUACGCUGGAGGCAGCAGUGGCUGGAGAAUGGCACUCUGCUCUUCCACAUCCACCACCAGGACGGCAGCCUGAACCUCCCAGAGCCCACAGAAGAUCCCUCCAGCAACUCUGCCAAGGAGGAACUCCGCAUCCUGCACAUCUCCGUCAUGGGCGGGAUGAUCGCCCUUCUGCUGUCCAUCCUGUGUCUGGUCCUGAUCCUCUACACCCGCAGGCGCUGGUGCAAACGCCGCCGCAUCCCUCAGCCCCAGAAGAGUGCCAGUGCUGAGGCGGCUAAUGAGAUCCACUACAUCCCCUCGGUGCUGAUGGGGGGCCAGGCCCGCGAAAGCUUGAGGAACUCCCGGGGUCAGGGGCCAAACUCCAGCGGCACACUCAGCAUCCGGGAGACCCCGAUUCUCGACGGGUACAAGUACGAGUACGACAUCACCGACCUGCGUCACCAUCUGCAGCGGGAAUGUAUGAACGGCGGUGAGGAGUUUGCCAGCCAAGUAACCCGCACCCUGGACUCCCUCCAGGGCUGCAACGACAAGAACCAUAUGGACCUCACGCCUGUGAGCGAUAACACCAAGCUGGCUCUGAUGAACAAAUACAAGGACAACAUCAUCGCCACGAGUCCCAUCGACAGCAACCACCAGCAGAACACCUUGCUGCCACACAACACCUCCACCACCCAGCGCAAGCGUCUCUCCAGCAACACCCGCGCGGGUUCAACUUUCUUGAACCCAGACGGGGACUCUGGGACGGAGGCAGACAGCGAGCCUCAGCUGGCCUUUUACACCGACCCGAACCGCAGUCGGCGCCGGACUCGAGGUAUGAGAAAUGGUAACGCCAACAGCGCGUGGGGCUCAGGGGCAGGUUCCCCACGAAGCCCCAUCAAUAAGACCACCCUGACUCUGAUCAGUGUCAUCAGCUGUGUGAUUGGCCUGGUUUACUCCUCUCACCUCUCCUGCAGCAUUUCAGUCCGAGUAAUCCUCCACGUGCCGGAGCACCUCAUCGCCGACGGAUCGAGGUUCAUUUUGCUCCAGGGGAGCCAGUUGGAUGCCUCCGACUGGCUGAACCCUGCCCAGAUCUUGUUGUACUCCCAGCAGAACGCCAGCGGGCCCUGGGUCAACGAGCUGUGUGGACGACGCCUCCUGGACCCCUGUGAGCACCAGUGUGACCAAGAGACAGGAGAUUGCCUCUGCCUGGAUGGAUACAUGAAGGACCCAGUCCACAAGCACCUCUGCAUCCGCAGUGAGUGGGGGCCCAACCAGGGUCCCUGGCCCUACACUAUCUUCCAACGCGGUUUUGAUCUUGUGAUGGGAGAACAACCCUCUGAUCGCAUUUUCAGGUUCACAUACACCUUAGGAGAGGGAAUGUGGCUGCCAUUGAGUAAAAGCUUUGUCAUCCCCCCUGCCGAGCUUGCCAUCAACCCCUCAGCCAAGUGCAAGACGGACAUGACGGUCAUGGAGGACGCGGUGGACGUACGGGAGGAGCUGAUGAUCAGUUCAUCCUUUGACUCACUGGAAGUUCUCCUGGACUCGUUUGGACCCGUCAGGGACUGCACCAAAGACAACGGAGGCUGCAGCCGCAACUUCCGCUGCAUAUCUGACAGAAAGCUGGACUCCACUGGAUGUGUGUGCCCUCCGGGGUUGAGUCCUAUGAAGGAUGGGACCGGGUGCUACGACCACCACAUCGGCAUCGACUGCUCUGACGGUUUCAAUGGCGGCUGCGAGCAGCUGUGUCUCCAGCAGCUGGCCCCUCUGGAGGAUGACCCGACCCUUUACAACAUCCAGAUGUUCUGUGGGUGCAUCGAGGACUACAAGCGUGGUCCAGAUGGAAGGUCGUGCCUGCCGCUGUCUGAGGCCUGCACUGAGGGAAUCGACUGUGGGGAAGCGCUGGACGUUCCCGCUAACCAGACGGUGUUCGGAGACCUUUUCUACGGAUACAACAACCACAGCAAAGAGAGCACAUCCGGACAGAUCCUCAAGGCCACGUUCAGGCAGAAGAACUUCGCCCGGGGCAUCGAGCAGCAGCUCCCAGACGGCAUGGUGGUGGCCUCGGUGCCAACUGAGGUUCAGUGCCACGAGGAGCUGUCAGACCCCGUGCCCGACCCAGAAUACCUCACAGGUAUGGUGAACUACAGUGAGGUGUCUGGCUACCCCCUCGUCCAGCACUGGAGUCUCCGCUCUGUGCUCUACCACGUCAAACUCAAUCAGUGGGUCCUCUCUCAAGCCUUCAGCUCAGCUAUCCAUUCUCUGGACGGGGCGACGCAGCGGGGUGACUUUGUCUCCAUCCUCAGGGAGUUCGGGAACCACUACGUCCAGGAGGCAGUGUACGGCUUCCAGGAGUCCUGCACCAUCUGGUACCCCAACAAGCAGGUCCAGAGGCAGCUGUGGCUGGAGUACCAGGAUAUUAGCAAAGGGAACUCCCCUUCAGAGGAAUCAGAAGAGCGUGACAAGGAGCCCCGGACACUGACCUAUCCUGCAUACGUCGCCAGCCUGCUGGACACCGGUGCAAAACGGAUGGCAGCCGGUGUCCGGAUGGACUGCACCAGCCAGGGCCAAUGCCCCCGCUCGUGCCACCUUUGCCACAUGAGCCCGAGGGCGGCACAGGGGCGGCAGCAGUCUGAGCCCGUUCUGCUGCAGAUUACAAAGUCUGCACCCAUCUACGAAUUAGUGUCCAACAAUGAAACAUACCAGUCUCUUCAGGAGGCGAUGAUGAGCAUGCUGUGGUGUUCAGGGAAGGGCAACGUUAUCGAUGACUGGUGUCGCUGUGACUCCAGCGCUUUUGGCACAGACGGACUGCCCACCUGUGCCCCACUUCCCCAACCCAUGCUGAAGCUGUCGUACACCUACGAGCCCAGCAGCUCAUUGGUCAUCCUGGAGUGGAACCACACGGAGCCGCCAAUCGGGGUCCGCAUCGUCGACUACCUCAUCAGCCAGGAGAAGGUGACCGAGAGGACCGACCACUCCAAAGUUGAGACAGAAACCUUACUGAGCUUUGUGGACGACAUCUUGUCCGGGGCCAGGUCUCCAUGUGUGAUGCUGGGGGACAUCCCCAACCUGCUGUCCUCUUCAGUCAGUAUGAUCAUUCGCUGCUUGGAACCUGACACCACGUACAUGUUCCGGCUGUGGGCAGUAGACAACACAGGGCGCCGUUCCAGUCCCAGUGAGGUCACCAUCAAAAGUCCGUGUCCCACUGUGGAUGACGUCAAAGCUCAAGAAAUAGCCGACAAGAUCUAUAACCUGUUCAACGGCUACACCAGUGGGAAGGAGCAGCAGACGGCCUACAACACUCUGAUGGACCUGGGCGCCCCCACGCUGCACCGCGUGCUCUACCACUACAACCAGCGCUACGAGAGCUUCGGAGAAUUCACCUGGAGGUGCGAGGACGAACUGGGACCCAGGAAGGCCAGCCUCAUCCUGUCCCAGCUAGAGGAGCUCUCCCCCUGGUGUAAGGGUCUUCUCCAGGAGCAGAAGAUCGGCCUUCGCAGGAUGUCCCUCAAGUUCCUGUCCUGCCGCUACACUGACACCAAGGCUUUCGGGCUGAACUGGGCGGACAUGGGCCAGGACGUGCACAAGGCCUGCGACGAGCAGACGCUCACUGUCAUGUAUAACGACUACGGUGAGCCCAAGGAGCUGUAAAGGUGUUGGGAGGGUUCAGUUUGGAUGUGCACAGGAAUCCAGGAGAUCUGUCAAACCCAACAAAGAAACAAAUGAAAUGCAGGUUUUACUCAUAUGUCUAUUAGAUUCAUGCAAAGAUAUGUGUUUUUAAUGUGUCAUAAGCAAAUACUAAACAUUAUAUGAAUGUUAUUUAUUCUGUUAGACUUUACCACAUUAUUGAUCAUUAGAUAUAUCAUUUAUUCACCCUGAAGGAUAUUUAGGCAUCCAGUAGCUUGAAAUACAUAUUUGUGUCAGGAAAAACACUCAAGAAUUAAGAAAGUACACAAAAAUGUGUCAAUGGAGGCUCUACAAUUAAGAAAUAUAAAAAGAAGUUUACAUUCUGUUUUGUUUUGCCAUUGAAUGCGCAUAUCUGAGUGGAACCUGUCAUGCAUUCUAUUUCACUUUGUUUCUUUGCUGGAUGAAACAUUCUCAGCUUUUUUACUCUUGUUGAAAUACCGUGACAUCUACAUUGUGUAGCUUAGAUCAGAAUAGUCAUUUUUUUGGCUUCUUCGUUGUUGUAAAAAGAAAAGUUGGAUGUGAGACAUAAAGUCUUAAAAGGCAAGUUUUGAUAUCAAACUGAUGGAUAGUGAUGGCGACUUCCUAGGGGCCCCACAUCCACCUGUACAGCCUGGAUAGAGUUAACUGCUUCUUGGACCUGUCUCAUGAUCUAACUCAGCACUUCUGUUUCUUUGAUCAUUUUACAUGAGUGAUGGACCCAGAGAGGAAGGGAUGCUGUUAAAGAUUUAACAGUUAUAACUCAUCGUAGCUGCGUCUUCACCUGUACAUUCCAACCCUUGUUAAACAUCUUAGCGGUUCACAGCUUCUGGUGCAUGUCGUAUGCGUUUCUUGUGAAUAACUGCAACACGCGGGGCCGAACAUCCAUUUCAGAUUUGUGCUUUGUUGUGUGGGGUCACAAGGACAUGAAGACGUGAGGUUUUCUACCAUCACUUCCAUUACAAACCGGCAUUUCUGUUUUUUGUCACAAACGCUAACAGGGAAAGACACUGUAUAUAAGCAAUUGUGAUGUUGAGACAGCGGGAACAAAACCAGUAUUUUACAAUGUUACCAUGUUUCUAUGACAUCUUAGCAGUUUAGGCUGAAGAGAUGUAAGUCGAAAUGUGAAAUAGAGAUAAAGCUAUGUAGAUAACAGACGAGGGAGUUACUCUAGUAGUACAGUCAUUCAAAAUAAAACCAGGCGCUUUAUUAUUAUUAUUAUACGCUUUUAUUGAUAUACCCCGCUGAAUGUAGUAUUGGAUUUGCUUUUGUAAAGGAAGCUGUUAUGAAGCUAUGACUUCAACUAAACAACAGCUCAGUUCAUUACCUCUACACUUUUUAAUUUGUGAAUAACAAUUUAAUUAAUUUGCGAGUAUUUCCCUUUUGAAUUUUGCAGUUCUCACAUCAUAAUUAAUCCAACCUAUGAACUCUACUAUUAAAAGUGAUGAUUCUGUCUUGAACCUGCAAAUAAAGUGUCUUAAUGUUUUCAUCUGCUUCUCUUUGUUUAAACUUCAUGUGUUUACAUUAGUUCGAAACACAUUUUUGACAUCUCCACUAAUACUGUGUGUUUAUUGUGAGUAUAUUAGUAUUAUUUGUUUAAUUUCACUCCAUCUGUUAUGUUUCUCUCUGUGGUUUUAUUACUGUGCUGUGGCCAUGUUGGAGAUUAAUGUCAAAGAAAUGCAAACACAUAUUAGCUGUUGAUUUCUUUUAACAAACCUCAUAUGUGAAUACUAAAAUAAAGGCUUGUAGAGUUUUGUAUAGGCAGUAUAGUAUUUCAGAAAAGCGUUGCAUUCUAGCACAGUACUGUGUUUUGAAGCAGGUGUUUUAUAUACGCCUGUUGUAUAAACAUGUACAGCAGGUGGUGUUUUACAACAGUUACUUUAUGUGUGCUUUAGUAGAUACAAUAUUGUCCUGUAAUAUCUGCUGUGUAGCUUAGUCUUUGUAAUCAGAUCAAUCCACCGAUUCCAGUUUGAAAGUGAAGAGCAGUUUUUCUUCUUUCUCUUGUCUGAUUGUGAUCUAAAGUUGCUCAUGACUGGAUUUGUUCGUUCUGAAAUGUUAUUGGUUGUUGAAAAGACGAACAUGAUCUAAUUUGAUCUAACAAACUAGUUAAAAUGAACCCAUAGAGUGGAACUCUUGAUGAAGUAAUGAAAUGGAGACCUCCUGACAUUUGAGAGAAAUUGAAAGCAACCCUCUACUAUCUGCAUGCAAAUAUUCUGUCUAUACUGAAUGUGGCAUCAUGACCUUAACUUUUUCACUUUGAUCUUUGCUACUUCAAAGAACAAUAAAGAAUAUAUU